This is a messenger RNA of Protomyces lactucae-debilis, 980 nucleotides long. RefSeq lists its product as uncharacterized. The transcript has a single exon. Bases 218 to 916 code for a protein of 232 amino acids. Lineage: Eukaryota; Fungi; Ascomycota; Taphrinomycetes; Taphrinales; Protomycetaceae. The record is from RefSeq and is a predicted model, not a curated record.
CACAACCAUUUGCUCACACUUGCAGUCUGCAAGAUAAGGCUAAAUGAAUACGGAGCAAUAGGGUCCCGUGCUGCUUCGGCAAAUACACUCGUGAGGAGUCGCGAACACCACGUCGAUAUAAAUUCUUGAGCUGCAGCCAACUUUCAUUGCAACUACAGACGGCGAUUUUCCAUCGAUACACAAUUGACCCGCAACAAUACACACCACAAGCAGCCGGAUGCAUUGGUUGAACCACGUCUCUCGCCCGCUGGCACUUCACUUCUUCGCCUUUUGUCUCAGCUUGAAUCUGCAAUCGACAUCCGUCUUUGGUCAAUCCCUUUUUUUCACAACAUAUAAGUAUCCGUAUGCUAUUGAGUUCCCAAGAAACGUUCAUGCAGCGAAACAUGGUCCUGUUCAUCUUGUAACGAAAAUGUAUUUCCUCACCCGCGCAAGCGAUUAUCGCGGUCACUUCAUCAAAGUUGGCUAUACAGGCUCUGAUAAGCUCAAGAUUCCAACAGUAGAACGACCAAUCUCAAAGGACAAUCCAAAAGGGGACAAGUCGAAUCCGGGGCUCUGUUACUUGACUAAUCGUCAAAACAUCAUUAAUGAAAUCGCAAGAAAUCCUCAAUUGCGAAAGACUGCACAAUCUCUUGCUCCCGGUGAUGAGUGGUUUCGUCUAAAGGUUCCAGAGCAUGAGGAUCAGGCACUUGGACUGUAUUGCACGUCUCAUUCGUCUAUUCAAGAAUGGUAUGACCCCCUGCCUGUGGGCCCAGAAGUUAGGUGUUGGAUAGAUGACACGCCGGGAACAGAGAUACAAUUUUCUCUCUUUUGCCAAUCCAACCUUGCGCUCUUCUGCCAAAACCCUUUGGCAAACUGGAAUUCAAACCCCCCGCUUGUCGAGCUCCCGGAUGCGUGCAAAAAUGUCAAGCGACAGUGAGGCACAUUCGUUGAAGGACGCUGACUAUCACGUCCUGGCAAACACUUCUCAAGUUCAUCAUAGC